Molecule: messenger RNA, 3034 nt
Organism: Strongylocentrotus purpuratus (purple sea urchin)
Lineage: Eukaryota; Metazoa; Echinodermata; Echinoidea; Camarodonta; Strongylocentrotidae
Gene: ddx47
Product: probable ATP-dependent RNA helicase DDX47
Exons: 13
Coding region: 1-1353 (450 amino acids)
Molecular function (GO): nucleic acid binding; ATP binding
Source: RefSeq, a predicted model, not a curated record
AUGUCGGCUCCCACGAGUAAAUCGUCUGACGAAGAAAAAAUAGAAACGUUGAAGGAAAAUGUUACAUUCAAGUCACUUGGUGUUGUUGAUGUGUUGUGUGAGGCUUGUGACAAGCUAAAAUGGAAGACACCAUCCAAGAUUCAGACAGAGGCACUUCCUGUGGCAUUACAAGGUAAAGAUGUGAUUGGGCUAGCAGAGACAGGGUCGGGGAAGACCGGAGCCUUUGCUUUGCCCAUCCUGCAAGCCCUAUUGGAGACUCCUCAGAGGUUGUUUGCUCUCGUCCUUACUCCAACCAGAGAACUGGCCUAUCAGAUUGCAGAACAGUUUGAAGCCUUGGGUUCUACCAUUGGAGUAUCUUGUGUUGUGAUUGUAGGAGGUAUUGACAUGAUGACCCAAGCCCUGCAGCUGGCCAAGAAACCUCAUGUUAUGAUUGCCACUCCUGGUCGGUUAGUGGAUCAUCUGGAGAACACGAAAGGCUUCAAUCUCAGAGGACUCAAAUACUUGGUGAUGGAUGAAGCUGAUCGGAUUCUUAACAUGGAUUUUGAGGCCGAGAUUGACAAGAUCCUCAAGGUCAUUCCAAAGCAGAGAAGAACCUAUCUUUACUCGGCUACUAUGACAAAGAAGGUCGCGAAGCUCCAGAGGGCGUCCCUCCAAGACCCAGUCAAGGUCGAAGUUUCAACCAAAUACCAGACAGUCAGCAAACUCCAGCAGAGCUACAUAUUCAUCCCAGCCAAGUACAAGGAUUGCUACCUUGUGUCCAUCUUGAAUGAAUUUGCUGGGAAUUCCUUCAUGGUCUUCUGCAGUACAUGUAACAACACACAGAGAGUAGCAUUGCUUCUCAGGAAUCUAGGUCUCACAGCUAUACCUCUACAUGGACAGCUGAGUCAGUCUAAGAGGCUUGGCACACUAAACAAGUUCAAGUCAAAGAGCAGAUCUAUUCUGAUAGCUACUGAUGUAGCAAGCAGAGGACUUGACAUACCCCAUGUAGACUGUGUCAUCAACUUUGACAUUCCAACUCAUUCAAAGGACUAUAUCCACAGAGUAGGAAGGACAGCUAGAGCCGGGAGAGCAGGCAAGGCAAUCACUUUCGUCACUCAAUACGAUGUUGAGCUGUACCAGAGGAUAGAGCAACUGAUUGAUAAGAAGCUCCCUCUCUUCAAGACGGAAGAGGAGGAGGUGAUGAUGUUGAUGGAGAGGGUCACGGAGGCGCAGAGAUACGCUAAGAUGGAGAUGAGAGACUCUGAUGAGAAGAAGAAAGGAGGUCGCAGCAGAGGUCGCGAUUCAAAGGAAGACAGUGAAGAGUUCACAGGGGUCAGGAAACGUAUGAAGGUCAAACAGCAAGGCAGGAGGUGAAGGUCAAAUACAAAGUCUUGAAGACAGAAUAUCAAACUUAAAGCCAACAUAUAUAGAGACACUUGGAUGAGACAGACAGAUGGACAGAUGGACUCUUGAGAAAAUACACUGGACGAUUUUGAAAAUGCCAAGAUUAUGUCAUCAUGUUUGAGAGUCAAGCUGUCAAUCUCAAUACAAACAUUUUCAGCUGUUGAACUACAGCCUUCGUCAGCGAUGUGACCCGACUUGACCUUUCUGACCUAAAGGGCACUAAUUGGGUUUGAAGGCCCUGAUGAAAAUAGCUUCCUUCACUCCCCAUUCGACAUGUCCUAUGCCCCGUUUCACAAAACUUGUCAUCAGUAACAAAUGACAGUCUUUGUUAUAAGCUACUGAAAUCCUUGCUUCUGAUUGGUUAUCAGCAGAUUUGUCAUCGAAAAAGGCUUUGUGAAACACCCCCCUGUCAUCGUGUCUGAACGGUUCCUUUGAAGCUGGAGACCAGUCUGUGUCCCAUCUGCUUGGUGAUGAUACGUGUCAGAGCAGAAGUUAUCAUGUUGGAGUCAUACAAUUUUAGCAAAUGAUUUACAGAAUUAUAACAUAUCAUGAACUUGUAUCAUUUUUGAGUAUGAGGAAGUAUACAAACGUAAAUCCUUGAAGAUUAAAAUGGAAAUAAUAAAGAUGACUUUAUUCUAUUUUGUCCAUGUAAAUAUAAGAUAUUGGUUAUUUUAUUUGGCAAUGUUAGUUAUCCAAAUUGAGUUUAUUCAAUUAGAGUCCGUCUAUCAUUUAGUCCAAAUUUAAACAAAUGGCCCAGAAGUACAAGAUUUUUUGUCUCCCUGCUUUCAAGACAGAAAUUGGAAACAAUAUAUUACCAUGGUAUACAAAAUCAUCCUUUAACACCAUACAACAUAAUUUUGUUUUAAGUUGUCUUAUAAGCUUUUCACAAAUAUAAUAAAUAAAUGCUGUAUUCGCAGUUGAUUCACAGGUUUGGAGGGAAUUUCGUUAUUGUGAAAUAGGUUUUCAAUAUAUCAAAAUUCCACACAAAACAGUAAAUGAUCUAUGUUAUAUAAAGGGUUAUAUAUGUAUAUGUAGCCAUACAUUCUCAGCCUUCAAUAACACUUGUAUCUGGUAUUUUAAUAGUUAAAUACAGUGUACAUACCUACUCUGUAGAUGGAGAUUCAAAAUAUGCAUUGCAAUGCUACCUUAGGUUUCUUUUAUGGGGGUGGGGGGGGGUGGAUUGAAGAACAAAUCGUUGAAUGAAUUGUUUUCUUUGAUUGCUUGUAUUUAUUUAAAAGAAAAUGAAACGAAAUAUCAACGUAUAGAGGAAGUAAUUGAAAGUUGGUCUACUCUAGUGGUAGAGUCAGUUCUCAGUCUUUAUCCACAAAGCAACCUUUGUUUGAUACUACAUCACGUCCUUGAGAGUGUGACAUUCAAGCUUACUCCCAGAUUAAACCAUUAUAUAUGUCUGUAAAUCUUGGUGACACAUGCAUAUCAUAUGACCAUUUAUAAAUCCUUUUAUCCCUUUCAACUAUGGUUGUCAUUACUCAAAUGUUUUUAUUUAAUCUGAGAAAUCUGUAACGACCAUUAAUCUUAGAAGACAAUGAAUAUACUAGACCAUGUUAACAAAGAAAGUGGUUUCAUUUGGUUUUGAUCUGAAUGGAAGGAUGAUUACUAAGACAAUUAAACUCAACUGUCACUUUCUAGAACA